AUGGCGGAUGCCAUCUUCGGCCGGCUCUCCGUCUACGGCAGUGUGCUGCGGACCGAGGAAAGCAGCGUGCUGCUGGACAUCGCCACCUGCGUCAAAACGCAGUGGCGCUCAAUCCACUUCCCGGGCAGCGAUCCGCGGGGCUGGCCGCUCGGUCUCGCGCAGAAUAGCUGCCUCAUCCAGAUGGUGCUUGGCAUCCCCGUCCCCGCGGAGCCUGCUAUCCUGACUACAAUCAGGGCUGCGAACGAGCUCCUUGACCUACCGCUACACCCGCCAUUGAUUGGCGCCUGCGACCGAAUCUUGGCGACGCUACACGGGCUCCUGCGGGAGGCGGACGGCAUCCGCGCGGCACUUGAGCUGGACGAGCAGCUGCCGCUCCUACACCUGCUGGCCGACGUCCCGUACUCCCGCUCAGCUCUCGCUCCAGCAGCCUGA
Emiliania huxleyi CCMP1516 is the source of this 432-nucleotide messenger RNA. RefSeq lists its product as hypothetical. The transcript is spliced from 3 exons. Bases 1 to 432 code for a protein of 143 amino acids. The record is from RefSeq and is a predicted model, not a curated record. NCBI's taxonomy places the organism in Eukaryota, Haptophyta, Isochrysidales, Noelaerhabdaceae.